Molecule: messenger RNA, 961 nt
Organism: Paramacrobiotus metropolitanus
Lineage: Eukaryota; Metazoa; Tardigrada; Eutardigrada; Parachela; Macrobiotidae
Exons: 3
Coding region: 80-961 (293 amino acids)
Biological process (GO): DNA replication
Molecular function (GO): DNA binding; DNA-directed DNA polymerase activity; nucleotide binding
Source: RefSeq, a predicted model, not a curated record
UAAAAUUCAAGAUGGUGCCAGUCUUACUCUGAUCACAGUACCAGGAGUGAACGCUAGAUUCGUGGAUACGCUUUCGUUUAUGCCGAGAAGUCUGGCGGAGCUUCCAAAGGAUCUCGGAAUAAGCCACCUGGUCCUCAAAGGAUUUUUCCCGUAUUUAUUUAAUACUCCUGAAAACGAAAACUACAUUGGCCCGGUGCCAGCUAAGGAGUUCUUCAAUACUGAACGGAUGUCUGCAUCGAAGAUAAGCGAGUUUGAGCAAUGGUACACCAAUGCCGUACACAUCUUCGGAAAUAACUACAAUCUUAUGGAUGAGUGCGAAAAAUACUGUGUCAACGACGUUCUGGUCCUACGCGAGUGUGCCAAGAUUACGCGUUCAUCCUUUACUAAUCUCUUUCCCGGGUUGGAUCCUUUCGACGAACCCACGAAUCCUUCGGCCGUUAUGAAAGCCUUUCAAGUGCACUACCUGCAACCUGAAACGAUUGGAAUACUUCCAGCGAACGGCUACGGCAGGGCGCAUAAUCAAAGCGAUAAGGCUAUUCAGUGGAUGACGUGGUUCGAGAAUAGAACGGGAACGGAAGUACGCCAUGCGCGUAAGCUAGAGGGGGAAUUGUAUAUUGGUCCAUACCCCGUGGACGGAUUUGACGAGUUUGGCGAUGUGUGGCAGUUUUAUGGGUGCUUUUGGCAUGGCUGUCGGAAGUGCUUCCCCAAUCCCUCCCGUAUGAACACAGUACGAAUGAAGACUUUUGGCGAACUGCGGGAGGAGACGAGAAGAGUCGAGCACUACAUUAGAAACGUUUAUCCUAACCAAGAAAACCCUGAAGUGCGUGUGCGAGGGUUCAGAAGCAUUUGGGAAUGCGAUUUCGACGAAAAAGUUAAAAGUGGAGAGAUUACAGUUGGAAAUGACUUCCGGAAGCGCAUGAAUGACGUGUCCUGUCACAAGCUGUCAAAGACGGAUAUUUGA